This is a messenger RNA of Cinclus cinclus, 1864 nucleotides long. RefSeq names its product mitochondrial elongation factor 1 (gene MIEF1). The transcript is spliced from 5 exons. The coding region runs from base 150 to 1544 and encodes 464 amino acids. NCBI's taxonomy places the organism in Eukaryota, Metazoa, Chordata, Aves, Passeriformes, Cinclidae. Gene Ontology annotation, cellular component: mitochondrial outer membrane. Gene Ontology annotation, biological process: mitochondrion organization; positive regulation of mitochondrial fission. The record is from RefSeq and is a predicted model, not a curated record.
UCUUCUUUCCAAAAUCCUCUCGCCAGCCAGAAGAGAUGAUUAACACUCACUACCCACCACUUUCUUGAAAGAAGUCCUGAAGGUGCCACCGCAGGCACACCAGGAGGGCUCUCCUGUUCUCUUCACAAAUGCAUUAGGUCACAGGUAAGAUGGCGGGCGCUGGGCAGCGCAAAGGGAAGAAGGAUGACAACGGCAUCGGCACCGCCAUCGACUUCGUGCUGGCCAACGCGCGGCUGGUGCUGGGCGUGGGCGGCGCCGCCAUGCUGGGCAUCGCCACGCUGGCUGUCAAGAGGAUGUACGACCGGGCCAUCAGCGCUCCCAGCAGCCCCACUCGCUUGAGCCAGUCGGGAAAGAGAAGCUGGGAAGAGCCAAACUGGCUGGGCUCCUCCUCGCGGCUGCUGACCCAGGACAUGAAGACCAGCCUCAGCCGUUCCCUGCAGACCCUUCCCACUGAUCCUUCACCUGCAGACGCAGACGUUUUUCGACCCACAAAGCCCAAGCCAUCUGCCAAGAGGAGUCAGGUGGAGCUGAAGAAGUCCCGCCUUCGCCUGUCCCUGCAGGAGAAGCUGUUGGCGUACUACCGGCGGCGGGUGGCGAUCCCGGCGGACGAGCAGGCUCGUGCCAAGCAGGCAGCUGUGGAUAUCUGCACGGAGCUGCGCAGCUUCCUGCGGGCCAAGCUGCCCGACAUGCCCCUGCGCGACAUGUACCUCAGCGGCAGCCUCUACGAUGGCCUGCAGGUAGUGACAGCUGACCACAUCCAGCUCAUUGUCCCUCUCAUGCUGGAGCAGAACCUGUGGUCAUGUAUCCCGGGGGAGGACACCAUCAUGAACAUUCCUGGCUUCUGCUUGGUGCGUCGAGAAAACCUGGAGUACUUUCCUCGCGGGAGCAGCUACUGGGACCGCUGUGUGGUGGGAGGUUACCUUUCCCCCAAAACUGUAGCAGAUACCUUUGAGAAAGUUGUAGCUGGGUCCAUCAACUGGCCAGCAAUUGGGAGCCUCUUGGACUACGUGAUCCGUCCCGCAGCUCCCCCUGCAGAUUUGACACUGGAAGUCCAGUAUGAUGCAGAUCGGCAUCUUUUUAUUGACUUUCUACCAUCCGUGACACUGGGGGACAUCGUCCUCGUUGCCAAACCUCACCGACUGGCCCAGAAUGACAACUUGUGGCGCCUGAGCCUGCGGCCGGCAGAAACAGCUCGCCUCCACGCCCUGGACCAGGGUGAUUCUGGUUGCCGCUGCUUGUGCCUCAAGAUCUUCAAAGCAGUAUGCAAGUUGAACCCAGCUCUUGGCCACCUCACUGCCAGCCAGCUCACCAAUGUCAUCCUGCACCUCUCCCAGGAGGAGUCUGACUGGUCCCAGGACAUGCUGGCUGAUCGCUUCUUGCAGGCACUGAAGGGGCUAAUCCGCUACUUGGAGGCAGGUGUCCUCCCUAGUGCCCUGAACCCCAAGGUGAACUUGUUUUCAGAGCUCACCCCUGAAGAAGUGGAUGAGUUGGGCUACACCCUCUACAGCUCUCUGUCGGAGCCAGAGGUCUUGCUGCAGACGUAAUGGGGCCUUACCUAGGGAAGUGUUGAUAGGGUUUAGCCAAUGCAGACUUUGAUUACUGCGAAUUAUGUCUCCUCCACUUCUCCCUAUCUCCCUCUCUCUCUCUUCACCACUCCCCCCUUUUGGUUCAUUAGUAAUUCCUGCUGUGGAGUUGGUGCUCCCACUGAAUUUCUUGGUGCUACUGGUCCAUUUCCACCAUCUCUCUGCCCCAACAGGUACCUAUUGGCUAGGGAAGAGAGGCUAAAACUGCAGCUCUGAGAUCUUCACAUAAAUCCUGCUGAGUUUUAAGUGUCUACCAAAAAAUAAACCAAACUAUGCACUUC